AUGCAAAACCAAGGACAACAUCCUGGAGUUUCACAGCACUGGAAUCAAGUUCCUGAAAGACCUGGCCAGGUUUCAUUUGGUGACAGAAUGAAUGUUGGAGAUAAAGAAUUAAGUGAUCUUCUAGAUUUCAGUGCGAUGUUUUCUCCACCUGCUCCGGCUGCCACAAGUGCAGUUAAAAAUGGCAUGACAGAGAGUGGCAGCUUAUUUGCCCAUGGGUAUAAAACUACAGCUGUCAGAAACAUUGAUGGGUGGGGUAUGGUAGACCCAUUGCCCCCUCUCUUAAUUGUUAUCCUGGUCAUUCCACAGUAUGAUGACCAUAAUGGACAGUACAAUGGCACUGGCGCUGAACAUAUUGAGCAUUUUCUAGGUCCUAGUGGUGCAGAAGGUAUGUGGAUGCUUCUCCUUUUUCCUUACCUGCUCCUCU
Molecule: messenger RNA, 424 nt
Organism: Candidula unifasciata
Lineage: Eukaryota; Metazoa; Mollusca; Gastropoda; Stylommatophora; Geomitridae
Source: the annotation of a GenBank genome assembly